Hansenula anomala is the source of this 872-nucleotide messenger RNA. RefSeq names its product TATA-binding protein-associated factor TAF14 (gene TAF14). Gene Ontology annotation, biological process: chromatin remodeling; regulation of transcription by RNA polymerase II. Gene Ontology annotation, cellular component: Swr1 complex; NuA4 histone acetyltransferase complex. Gene Ontology annotation, molecular function: histone binding. The record is from RefSeq and is a predicted model, not a curated record. The transcript has 2 exons. Lineage: Eukaryota; Fungi; Ascomycota; Saccharomycetes; Phaffomycetales; Wickerhamomycetaceae. The coding region runs from base 99 to 833 and encodes 244 amino acids.
GGAAUUCGCAAAAAGGACAAAUUUGCUGGCUUAUACUUUUGAACACAGCGUUUAAGAACGUGAUUGAAUAAAUAGAAUCGUAUUAGAGGAUUUCCAAGAUGGCUGAAGUUCAAAGAACAAUCAGAAUCGUGACGAAUCAAAAUAUAGUGGAGGGUGCUCCAGUUCCAGCUGAAGGCUUUCCUUUACGUGCUUGGUCAAUUGAAAUAUUUCUUUUAAAUUCAGAAGGUAAACCUAUUCCUGCAACUAUAUUUGAAAAAGUUACAUAUCAUUUACAUCCAACUUUUGCCAAUCCAACUCGUGUUUUGAAGAAAGCUCCUUUCAAAAUUUCCGAGGAAGGUUGGGGUGAAUUUGAACUGGGUUUAACAUUAACAUUUAUUGAAAAAAGUGGUGAAAGAAAAUUAGCUCAUGAUUUGAAUUUCCAACAGAAUAGAUAUGAAGUUGAUCAUGUUCUAAAUGUUCCAAUUAACAAGAGUGCAAAUCUAAGAAAUUUAUUAGCUGAAAGUGGUUCAGUACCAGAUGUUGAUGAAAAUAUUGGUGAUAAACGUAAACAAAAUAAUGCUAAUGAUUCUAAAAAUAAAAGAUCAAAAUUAGCUUCAAGCUCAAUGACAAACCCUAUUAAAGGUAGUGUGGAUUUGGAAAAAUUAGCUGAAGGUUUAACAAAAUUAAAUGAAGAUGAUUUAUUAGGAGUUGUUCAAAUGGUUACUGAUAAUCGUACACCUGAUAUGAAUAUUAAAAAUGAUGUUGAAGAAGGUGAGUUUACGAUGGACUUAUACACUUUACCUGAUAGCUUGUUGAAAAGUCUUUGGGAAUAUGUUAAAAAACGUACUGAAUGAUUAUGAUUGUUGGGUUAUUUUUGUUGAAAAAGAAUGAAC